Leptopilina boulardi is the source of this 1189-nucleotide messenger RNA. Its product is annotated as alpha- and gamma-adaptin-binding protein p34-like. The coding region runs from base 243 to 1061 and encodes 272 amino acids. The record is from RefSeq and is a predicted model, not a curated record. The transcript is spliced from 6 exons. NCBI's taxonomy places the organism in Eukaryota, Metazoa, Arthropoda, Insecta, Hymenoptera, Figitidae.
AUCAUAAACAAGGUUAGAAUUUGUUUUGAGAUCAAGUCAGACGUUUAAAAUAAUUAAUAAUAAUAAGUGACAUAAAAUUUAAGAAUUCGAUUAGAAUCGAAAACACUGUAUAAAACCAUUAUUGGCCAUUUUAUAAGAAAAAGCAAAUUUCACUUCUUACAAAAACAUAUUUCAAAGUUAUUUAAAAUCUAGUCCCACUAUUUUUUUUCUUUCUAACUGUCAUAAAAAUACCUUAUAUAUAAAUGUAUCAAUCAGUAAUUAAAAAGGAUUUGCCGCGGGUAUUAAUUAUUAGCGAUGUCAAAAAUAAAUCUGUCGAUCUCGCUAAAAUGAUAGGGGCGGAACCACUAUUAAAAGAAGAAGAAACAGAAUAUCAUUUAUGGAACAUAGACAACAAAUAUUACACAGCACAAAUUUUAAUUUCUUCCAUGGAAAAUUUUCCGACAAAUAUUUCAUUUGAAGGAGUUGAAGCCAUAAUCGUCUAUCAUGAACCGAAAGCAGAAGAAACUUUAUGCUACUUAGACACUUGGAAAUCGCAAAUGCCAUCCCUUUCGGAAGUAGAAAUUUUUUUAUUCGUCUGUAAUUCUAUCACAGAUUCAUCUCUUAAAGAAAAAUUGACCGAAUGGUGCAUGCAACAGAAAUUUGAAUUAGUUGAACUGGAACAGGGAGAAACGGAUGAUUUUGAAUCAGGAAGAAAUGCUUACGGAAUUGAAAGGAUCAUUGAGGCUUUGCAAGCACACACGUGGUCAAAUAUGACAUUAAAAAAUCAAACUUCAGAAACCAAAUCAAGGGAAGAAGUAAAUCGAGUUGGAGAACAAAUAGAAAAUAUCCAAUUAGAUGCUCAACCUGACAUUUCAGAAAGACUACAAAUGGAAAGUGUUUUUGAUGGAAUAAUGGACAGUGAAAAUGUUGAUUUUGGGGAGCUUUUUGGGCAAUUGAUGGCAAUGAAAGAACAUGCCGCUACUUUGCCUUCAAAUCAAAGAAAACUUGCUGCAGAACAAUUAGUUACAGCUUUUUGGAAAGCCAUGGGAGGAGAUCCAACUGAAAUUAGCGAUUUGGAUUAAAAAAAUAAACUUUUAACAAUCCGAUUCUUGUUUCUAGAGAUAAAUUAUCGAAAAUUUAUUCGACACAAUUUAUUUUGUACAUUUGUACUUGUAUAAUUCUUUAAAAUAACAUUUCCAAUUUAUAAGAA